AUGCAGUAUGUUGCCGAGCCCUCCUCCAUCCGCGUUUAUUACCGCGGAAACAAGUACGAUGUUCCGCUGGAGUUUGCAACUCGCAUGCAUCCAGGUGGCAGCAGCAUUCUGAUGCGGUAUAAGGACUGCGACAUCACAAAGGACUUUGAGAAGAUGAACCACUCCGUCGAUGCGGCGGUAAUUCUGAAUGAGUGGUUGGUUGAUGGCAAACAUUUCCCUGAAGCCUACAUGUCCGCGUCAUCCUGCAAGGCCGGGAAGGAGGACGAGAAUCGGCAGAAAAAGGAGUAG
This is a messenger RNA of Leishmania major strain Friedlin, 288 nucleotides long. RefSeq lists its product as hypothetical. The record is from RefSeq and is a predicted model, not a curated record. The transcript has a single exon. NCBI's taxonomy places the organism in Eukaryota, Euglenozoa, Kinetoplastea, Trypanosomatida, Trypanosomatidae. The coding region runs from base 1 to 288 and encodes 95 amino acids.